GCCUUAGCUUGGCAAAGCUGUGAGCUAAUCCUACCAUUAUUUAUCAUCCACUUCAAACCAGUACUUGGCCGUGGUGCUGUGACCCUCAAAGGCAAUGCUUCCGCCGUCGCCGUCACCGCUGCGGGAUAUCGUUCCCGCCUAUCUAUAUAAGUGAGACACUGUCCUUUGAGCUUCAACCAUCCAUGUCUACCAUAUCCUCUGAGAAGUCCCUCCAGCAUUCGCGUGAGACGGUGGAAGAUAGUCUCAUUGAACUUGAUGCGAAGGAUCAGCGCGCAUAUGAACGCGCUAGGCACCAGACGAAGGAGCGGCAGGAGCACGCGCAGAUGAAAGAGCGCAAAGAGAAAGCGGCAGCGAGGGUACGAGCACCAGUGCUCAAGGAGGGGCACUUAAACCGGGCUGCCAGGAGGGCCAGCAUGGAGUUCUGGGAUGGCGAUGAGCCUGACCCUCGUACCUUCACUGGAUCCGGUCGCCCCAUUAAUAUCGCACCAACGCCGAGAAACGAAUCCGGUUUCUCCAAGAUGGCGCUUGCGGAUUUCGUGACGUUCAGGACCAAGAAACUAUCCAAGGCGCAAGAUGUUGACUUCGAGAUCCUCCCCCCUGUUCGUUCGGUCAUCGCUCUUGACGACUUUGGACACGACAUUGGGAUUAAUGAACCUUGGGAAUUCAUCUCUCUUACCCCCGAAUCUCCCGCUUGGAAGGGCCUGUCGUAUGCUCAGGCUACUACUUUGAUGCUUUAGAUCAUGCCAUUGCGAUUGAUAUUUGAUAAGUAUCAUUACCACAUCAUACCACACCCAUUACGACUUA
Suillus discolor is the source of this 804-nucleotide messenger RNA. RefSeq lists its product as uncharacterized. Lineage: Eukaryota; Fungi; Basidiomycota; Agaricomycetes; Boletales; Suillaceae. The record is from RefSeq and is a predicted model, not a curated record. The transcript is spliced from 2 exons. Bases 183 to 737 code for a protein of 184 amino acids.